AUGGCGACAUGUAUGCGAAGUGCCUACGAACUAUUCUCUAUUACGUCUCCAGGACCAUCGGAUAAUCUUGAUCUACCCGCCGCCAACGGAUCAUUCUGGAAAGACGAACCCGUCGACGCCAAAUAUCUGUGCUUGGACUCGUCACCUGAACAACAACGCCAACAGCAGCAAAACCAACAACCAAUGGCAGUUUGUGCGGGGUGUCGAUUAGAAAUAGCAGAUCGAUAUUUUAUGAGAGUCAAUCCGAACUUGGAGUUCCACACGCAUUGUUUGAAAUGCGUUCAAUGCUCCCGCCCACUUGACGAGAAUCAGACGACGUUCGUCAGAAAUGGACUGACCUAUUGCCGGGAUGAUUACAGAAGCCUCUUCACAACCCGAUGCUCCGGAUGUCAGGGUGAAUUCGACAAAACGGAUCUCGUCAUGAAAGCCGGUCCGCACAACGUAUUCCACUUGAGAUGCUUCUCCUGUACCGCCUGUGAAAAACGACUACAAACUGGAGAGGAGUUUCAGAUCAAAAACAACAGUUUGUAUUGUCGUGGGGACUGCCGUGGACUGCCUGAAGACUCGCGACCCGACUCGGCGCUUCUCGACUUUUCGAAACUAUCGAAUAAUAACAAUGAUAACAAUAACUCUAGUUCGAAUUUCGAUGAAGAUGAAUGGGAUGAGGAGAGGUCCACAUUGACGUCGUUGGACAAUAACACUUCGAGUCCUUUAGGAUCGCCCAAAUCAGACGGUGUCCAAACGCCACUCUUCGGCAACCACCACCACCACAGUGGCUCGGGCGGCUCGUCGAGCAGUUGUGGAAAAAAGAAAAAGGAUAAACAGGCGACACGCGUACGGACAGUGCUCAAUGAGCAACAACUGAAAAUACUGAAAGAUUGCUAUUCGUGCAACUCGAGACCCGACGCGUCGCUCAAGGAGAAACUCGUCGAGAUGACCGGACUCAACGCCCGUGUGAUUCGUGUCUGGUUUCAGAAUAAACGAUGCAAAGAUAAGAAGCGGCAAAUUCAAAUUUCCGAUGCGAGACUCCAUUCCGAACGAGAAGAAGUGCUCAAUAGGGUACGAGUCAAUGGGAUCGGUCCUUUGAUGGUGCAGCCGGCGACACCGCAUAUCGACACUUUGAUGGGGGGACCGAUUGAUAUACAACAUUUCGCUCAGUGGACGAGUACACCGCCAUCGUCUAGUCAGUACGGAAAUCCGAUGAUGUUCAACUCGCCCGUCGAAAUGCCACCAUACGGAGUCACCCCCAUCCUCCCUCCCGUCCCAAUGACGUCUUCUGACGGACCAGUUGGAGCAUCCGUCUUCCCACACUACUCCCCACAACAACAACAUUCUACACUAACGGCUUCGUCACAUCCAAUUUCGUCACCGACUUCGUGUUCGGAAUAA
This is a messenger RNA of Caenorhabditis remanei, 1389 nucleotides long. RefSeq lists its product as uncharacterized. The record is from RefSeq and is a predicted model, not a curated record. Gene Ontology annotation, cellular component: nucleus. Bases 1 to 1389 code for a protein of 462 amino acids. Gene Ontology annotation, molecular function: cis-regulatory region sequence-specific DNA binding; DNA-binding transcription factor activity, RNA polymerase II-specific. Lineage: Eukaryota; Metazoa; Nematoda; Chromadorea; Rhabditida; Rhabditidae. Gene Ontology annotation, biological process: positive regulation of transcription by RNA polymerase II; neuron fate specification; axonogenesis. The transcript is spliced from 9 exons.